Messenger RNA from Leptomonas pyrrhocoris, 2244 nucleotides. RefSeq lists its product as hypothetical. Gene Ontology annotation, cellular component: cytosol. Gene Ontology annotation, biological process: positive regulation of TORC1 signaling; positive regulation of GTPase activity. NCBI's taxonomy places the organism in Eukaryota, Euglenozoa, Kinetoplastea, Trypanosomatida, Trypanosomatidae. The record is from RefSeq and is a predicted model, not a curated record. The coding region runs from base 352 to 2244 and encodes 630 amino acids. Gene Ontology annotation, molecular function: GTPase activator activity. The transcript has a single exon.
GCGGUUUAUUGAACAGCCUUGUUUUUUCUGACUGAAGGCCCUGUUAGAGUUGAGCUGUCAUCUGUAAGUUGACCAGCUGUGUUCAUUGGAUAUAAUCUCCAAUGUACUUUCCGGCAUGCUAGAUGGAAAUAAUCGAGCAAUCAAGAAGAAACGGCUUUCUUAUUACUGGAAGUGCUUUUCGUGACGCCGCCGUGCAACGAUUUUUGUCGUCACACUUUUGUUUAUCAAUUAGACUUUCCGUGCUCAUUGCAUUGCGUUCUGCCUCUUCGAAGACGCAGAUUCUCUCCCUUUUUUUUUUCACUGCUUUUUUUUUCCGCUAAAGGGAGUCUUUUCCUAUUUCCUUUUCUAGCAAUGCUAGAAACACCUGGUGCGUUUAUCGGGGAGUUUGACGCUCUCGAUGGACCCAAAGUAACAUACGCCUUUGAGUAUUUCGACUACAUCAGAGCGGCAAAGAAUGACCCAACUGUGCAUCAAUUCCUGUGCUACGUGGAGGGAAGAGCUUUGCUAGGAAAAGCUGUGGCUAGCGGUCUUCUGCACCACGAGUGCAAAGAAUACCUCAACUCGGUUGCAGCUCGUGUGCUGACAUCUAACGAAAGCCGCGAGGAGCGCCUGCUUUACCAAGACAGUGGCUGUCCGUGUGUAGGCAGCUUUCUCUUUAGCAUCCCCGACAUCGUCGCACGUGGAGAAAAGCGUCGCUUCUGCCUGAUUUUUCUCCAUCCUUCGUAUCACGAGUUAGUAGCACGCUGGGGGUUGUUAAGCUCUUUUGUUGAAGUGCUGCUGAAGCGAUGGACGCAUCGCGCCACCGUACGCUACCAAAACGAGUACGACACAUUAAAACAUUUGGAACAACUGCGUGAGGAGUCGCGCCGCAAACCACUCCGCACACUCACUCAACUCUUGACGGACUUUUGCUUCGGCAAGGUAACGUAUGAUGAUGCCACUUCGCCCGUUUCAUCCGCCGUAUUUGAGGAUUUCCACUGUUGCUUUGAAGUAAUUCUCCCCCGAGUCUUUUCGCAGCGAAUCCCUCUGCGCAGUAGUGAGGAAAGCACCGCACACCGAGAAGCCGAAAAAUUCCUCGAGGAACAUCUGUUGUUGGCGCAGUCUAGUAUCGACCGCGUGGAUGUCGAUCUUGCGGAUUUGCCAGAAGAUGACGUUGUACUUCCGCGCUUUGCCAAGCAGUUUGUCCUAGCGGAUACAGAGAUUGUUGUGAAGCCGCUCCCCGUUUGGCUGCUGGAGUACAUGUCCGACAUGGUUGCAGAUGAUGUCACUGUGGAGUCGCAACAAGUCGUUCAUUUUCUGUUGCGUGCCCUCUUGAGCGGAAAUCAGAUCCUUAUCACUGGCGACAACGCACGUGACUGUGCCAGUCUGGGAAUGGCGUUGUCGUACAUGGUGCCGCCGCCCUUGGUGAAGAUGCAUCUCGGCUCCGAUCGAUACCGGAUGCCGUAUGAGAGUCGUGUCCUGACCUUUUCUCAACACGCGUUGGCAGAGCACGUCUUUGUUGAAACCCCCGCGGCCAGCGGCGAGCGCAACGCAUCGCACGUGAUUAAGCUCUUUGAUAUGGAAGCGGAUGGAAUUGUUUAUGUCCGCCUUGUUGGCGGGCGCAUUCACUGCAUACAGGACUGCGAUGAGCUUCGCCGUGCCGCUAACCACCGACAUAGCGAGAGAGAGGAAACGAAGGCGGUUUCUCCGCCCACAACGCUUGAAAACCGUAUCACUACACUGCUGAAGCCGUAUUUAAUCCCCAUUGCUGGGCGAUGUGCAAUCAACAUUGUCUCGCUUCAGCUUGUGACGACACAGUUCCAUCAGCUAGUGAGCGAGUACGCGGUGCGCGGGCGGGUGUACUUGCAGCUAUUCGCGAAACAAGAGGUGGAGACAAACAACCUUUCCCUUUCACCAACAGUUGCAGCUUCAGAGGCAGUACGCUCUUCUGCGGCAGUUUCAGAGGAAAAGUCCCCGCUACCUCGUCAGCGGACGUUCCUUUCGCGAAACCAAAGUCAGAAUGCUACGCAACGCGAAGACACUCGACAAUCGUCCUCACAGGCUGGCGAGUCAUGCCCUCUCCAAUCGAACGGUUUGGGCUCAACCGACGGACUUUCCUCUGCGCAUAUGGCAGACGGCGCACGCAUCACAAAACACGCGUGUCUCUCUCCUGGCUACGGCAAGCAAUUUCAACGCAACCAUUAUGUGUUCUCCAGCUUCGCACCUGAAGAUCACGCCAUACUAGUGUUUCUGGGCAGCGCGUGA